GUUUUGACUUUGACACGUAUUUAUUUUGCUCAGCUGCUUGCCGAUGAAGAAUAAUUUGGUUUUAAACUUGAAAUAAUCAAAUUUAAACAUGGUUCGAACAGUUUAUGCACCAGAAAGUUGCCUGCAGUAUUUAGAGCAAUAUGCAGCCCAAGAGAAAUUCGGUAUAGGCCUAAUUUUGGGCCAGAUCACUGACUCCAGGGAAAAUGUGAUCCAUUUAGCUCGCACGCCGGAAGAAAAGGUUUCAGAUACCAUUUCUGAGGGAGAGAGUCUCUUGGAAAGAGUUGAGUCUAUGGCAGCUGUGUCAGAGGCCUGGGUGGCGGACCACGCCAAGCAUGUCACUAGGAUGCUCCCCGGAGGCAUGUUCGUACUAGGUAUCUUCAUCACAUCAGAAGAAGAGAUAUUUGACAACACAAAUGCGUCCAGCAAAGUAAAAUCUGUUCUAAACUACAUGCACAAGGUUUUGAAUGUCAACCCGCACAUGUAUGGUAACUGUCCAGGAACCAAUGAAAAAUUGGUACUUCAUUACUCUAAUAAAACAGUUGUUUGUAAGAGCAUUGAGGUGAAUUCUGCAAGCAAAGGUCUGGGAGCAAAACCUGUUGAUUGGAAGUUUACUCCUAAAGAGUGCCAGUGGCAGCGGUUGGACACAUACUAUGAGUUUGAUGAAGUGUACCCGGUUCUGGUGAAGAAAAAUGGCAUAUCAGUGAAGGAUCAGUUUCAGCAAAUUGUUGAAGAAGCUCAAAAAGCAUUAGAAGUAAGUGUAAUGUUCAUUGAUGGUGAACUCAAAGACCGGUCGGAUCCACUAGACCAGCUGGUCAAGAAGAAAAAACCUAAAAACGCCAAGUCAUCUUCAGCCGACCCUCCCAAGUCAAUGAUGGUGUCAUUGUUUGUGCCAUUUGAAAGUUCCAUGCCAGAGACAGUGGAAUACUUGGAAUGUGACGGCAGCAUACACUUCAGUGGCGUGGUCGCUUCCAGUGUGUUCUUGUAUCCCAAAGUGACGGUAAAAGAGGCAGAGGCGGCCGUCAAGCAAGACAUUAUACGCUCAUUGGCCUCCCGGUUCACAAUGCACUGUGAUGCAUUGAUUGAUGACAAUCUUUUGCCUGAAGAAAAAGUCUGCUUCAACGAGCCGCCGCGCCGCGUCCUCAUCCCUGUCGGCUCUCUAUAUCUCUGCGACUACCUGUUCCCCGGGGAGGCGCCGGCGGAGGCGCUGCUGUCGGUGCGCGAGCUGCUCGACCUCCACGUGGCCGCGGCCGCGGUGCUGUGCGGCGCCGAGACCCCCGCCGAUACAUCAGAGUUCGACGCCCUCGAUCGUGACGCCAGCACAGAAGAGAUGGCGACCCCCCAAGAGGCCAGCCAGGCCAUGUACAUCAUCGGCAUCAGCGUGGCUCUGCUGGUGCUGGUCGUGUCCAUACUCGUGCACUACUACAGCGACAUCCGGAGAGCGGUUGGGAAUGUUGUAUGAGUUAGUUGUGUGUUUAGCUUAAGCUGCAAGCGUAGGUAGACUGGGUCGUGGAUCGCGUCCUAAAUUGUAACUGCGGUAGAGUAGCCGUCAAAAUUGCUGGAUAGGGUUGCUAGUUAGAUAAAAUAUGUUAAAUAACUAUCGUUUUUUUUAAAGACAUGUUUUUUUUAUUUGAUUGAUAUUUAAAAAUGAAUUAGUCCAUUAAAUGAAUUAUAAUAAUUAAAAUGCCUAAUCUGGCAACAUUUUAAGCUUGACGGCAGGGUUGUAAAUUCAUAAAAUUCCCAAAACUGGCGACACUAUGCAGUUAUCUCGAUGACCCCAACUGUGCCAACGUCGGCACAGAAGAGCUGGCGACCCCCCAAGAAGCCAGCCAGGCCAUGUACAUCAUCGGCAUCAGCGUGGCUCUGCUGGUGCUGGUCGUGUCCAUACUCGUGCACUACUACAGCGACAUCCGGAGAGCGGUCGGCAAUGUUAUUUGAGUUAGUUGUCG
This is a messenger RNA of Plutella xylostella (diamondback moth), 1946 nucleotides long. Its product is annotated as protein odr-4 homolog. Gene Ontology annotation, cellular component: endomembrane system. The record is from RefSeq and is a predicted model, not a curated record. NCBI's taxonomy places the organism in Eukaryota, Metazoa, Arthropoda, Insecta, Lepidoptera, Plutellidae. Gene Ontology annotation, biological process: intracellular protein localization.